Musa acuminata AAA Group (dessert banana) is the source of this 2636-nucleotide messenger RNA. RefSeq names its product receptor kinase-like protein Xa21. Bases 13 to 2463 code for a protein of 816 amino acids. NCBI's taxonomy places the organism in Eukaryota, Viridiplantae, Streptophyta, Magnoliopsida, Zingiberales, Musaceae. Gene Ontology annotation, molecular function: ATP binding; protein kinase activity; protein binding. The record is from RefSeq and is a predicted model, not a curated record. The transcript is spliced from 3 exons. Gene Ontology annotation, biological process: protein phosphorylation.
AGACUCUCGACGAUGUCGGACGCCAUCAGAGAUACGGCCCCGACCGACGGGAUGGCGCGCCCGAUAAUGCCGAGUUCCCCUAUAAACGUCCUCAAGCCAGAGGGAAGAAGGCAGGCUGAACCCCCCGAACAACCGCCACCGCAUCUCUCUAACUUAAUCGUCGGAGGGGUCGGGUCAAGCCGACCCGACCUUUGUGCAGGUAUCAAGCCGAGGACUCCCGUCCGGGACGCACAGCCAAGGGAUCCCCACCCGGAGGAAGUCGCUGCAUCGCCCCGAGCCCGAGGCCGCCCCGACCGCCCCGGUGGAAGCGCGCAUCGCCCCAGGGAGAUCCCCGCUAUUCGGACCCCCGAACGAGCCGAGACGACCUCUCGGGUCACGGCUAAGAAAAAAAGCCUCGAAGCCAGAGACGCCGAAGACUGGGAGUUCAUCUCUUCCUUGACAAACUGCAGCCACCUGGAGGAACUAAGCCUGAUCGAAAAUGAUCUCGGAGGUGUGCUUCCCGCCUCCAUUGCUAAUCUCUCGAUCCAGCUCAAGAGCCUAACGCUCGGCCGCAACCAUAUCUCUGGAUCUUUUCCUCCCGGCAUCAGGAAUUUUGUCAACCUGAGUACGCUGAGUCUGAAUGAGAACCAUUUCACUGGGAGUAUUCCUGACUUCCUCGGAGAACUCGUCAACCUGGAAGCUCUGAUCUUGUAUGGCAACAAGUUCUCGGGUAACAUCCCAUCCUCACUCGGCAAAUUGACUCGAUUGAAUGAGCUUGUAUUGUUCGACAACGACUUGGGAGGCAGCAUCCCGGUGAGUCUUGGGAAUUGCCAGAAUCUGAAUUUUUUAGAUAUCUCUGGCAAUCGCCUGAGCGGAUCCAUCCCAAUAGAAGUGCUUAGCAUCGGAUCCUUGUCGAGCUAUCUCGACUUGUCCAACAAUCAAUUGAACGGAACUCUACCACCGGAGGUCGGCAGGUUGCGCAACACGCCCUUUUUAUCUGUCGCCAUCAACAGGCUUUCGGGAGGCAUUCCAACGACUUUAGGUGAUUGUCAAUUGCUGGAGUCCCUCAAUUUGAGUAGAAAUUUCUUCCAAGGAAGCGUUCCUAAAUCUCUGAGCAACUUGAAGGGACUCGAGAAGCUGGAUCUUUCAUCCAAUAACUUGUCUGGUUCCUUUCCAGAUUUUCUAGCGGGCUUGCCUGACCUGAAACUUCUGAAUCUAUCUUUCAAUGAUCUGGAUGGUGAAGUGCCGGUAGAUAAAAUUUUCAGCAAUUCUAGCGAGUUUUAUGUCGUCGGAAACCACAAACUCUGUGGGGGUAUCUCAAGUUUGCAUUUGCCUUCUUGCUCAACUCAGACAUCCAAGAAGAACCGGUCACUUAUUCUUGAAAUAACCUUGCCGAUUGUGGUUUCACUCUUACUAUUUGCUCUGUUUAUGACCUGCUGUUACGCGAGAAAGCACAAGAAACUUGGUUUACCUGCAAUAGUUUUAGAAAAUGUUCCAACAAGAUUGUCUUAUCUCGAGUUGAUGAAGGCAACCGAUAACUUCUCCGACGAGAAUUUGAUUGGCGUUGGAAGCUACUGUUCGGUGUACAGAGGGGUUUUGGGUGAUGGCAAAACUCUCGUAGCGAUCAAGGUACUGAACCUGGUUCAGCGAGGCGCUUUCAAGGCUUUCGUCGCAGAGUGUGAAGCUUUAAGAAGCAUUCGACACCGAAACCUGGUCAAGAUCUUGACAACCUGCUCGAGUGUUGAUCUUAGAGGUAAUGAAUUCAGAGCUAUCGUGUUUGAUUUCAUGCCUAAUGGGAGUUUGGAGAGUUGGUUGCAUCCAGACACAGACAAGAAGAUGUACUUCAAGCGAUUAGGUCUGCUUCGGAGACUUGACAUAGCAAUCGAUGUUGCUGCUGCGCUGAACUAUCUUCAUGACCACUGCGAGACGCCAAUCAUCCACUGUGAUCUGAAGCCAAGCAAUGUCCUUCUUGAUGGCAACAUGACUGCUCGUGUGGGAGAUUUUGGCCUAGCAAGAUUCCUCUUCAAUGGCACCGACCGAUAUCUAUCUUCUUCUGUAGCUAUGAAAGGUUCCAUUGGCUAUAUGGCUCCAGAAUACGGGAUGGGCGGGCUGGUUUCGACUCAUGCUGAUGUCUACAGCUACGGAGUGCUGCUGCUGGAGCUGUUCACCGGGAGGAGGCCUACAGACGACAUGUUUAAGGACGGUCUCACCCUCCAAAAGCACGUCGAGGGAGCCUUUACGAAGGGAGCUCAGGUCACCGGCAUUGCUGAUCCGUCACUAUUCCCCGACGAAGAAGAAGGUGAAGGCGCACCAGUUCUCAAGAUCGGAAGUCAAGCGAGUGAAAGGAUAACAAGAUGCUUAGAAUCGGUGCUCAUGGUAGGUCUCUGCUGUGCCAAGGAGUCGCCGAGAGAGCGCAUCACAAUCAAGGAUGCUGUGACCAGAAUAGAGACGAUCAAGAGUCUGCUGCUCACCCCUAAAAUGUAGUCUUGGAUUGGUAUUUACUGUCAUAGUUGUUAAGUUCAGAUCAUACGACACUCCACGUUUAAUUCGCUUGUUUUGUGAAGGAGGGUAGUGUGUUUCUUCUGCUUCCUCUGUUCUCUCAGUUUCUGUUGUUAUUUCUGUACUCUUAAGAAAUAAAAGAAUGUUAGUACGAAUCA